AUGCACAGAAAUUUAAAUAUUUAUCAAAAAAUAAUUGUUUAUGUUUAUAAAAAUAAUAAAUUUAAAUAUAUGUUGGGAUAAAUAUAACAGACAAAUUUAUUUUUUGUCAACAAAAUCUAUAUGUUUUUUUUUCUAUUCCUGGUCGUGAGACACGUCACCUGUCACUUAUUGGUAAAAUGUCGGACCAGAAAAAGAAAAUUGUACUCUUAGAUGGAUCUUUUGGCUUCCAGUUGAGUAAGUACGUUUCAAAAUCUCUCGAUGGGGACCCUUUGUGGAGCGCCAGGUCUUUAGCAUCGGAUCCGGAAGCUGUUAUUCGUGUUCACCUGGAUUAUAUCAAAGCCGGUUGUGAUAUAAUCGAAACUAACAGUUAUCAAGCUAGUAUUCCGGGUUUUAUGAAAUAUUUAAAUCUCUCAAAGGAGGAAAGCUAUAAUCUUAUAAAAAAAUCAGUAAGUUUGGCAAAAACAGCAAUCGAGAGGGCGCAAAGAGACGGCAUUUUGCAAGGUGACGCAAAACCUUUGAUUGCUGGUUCAGUUGGACCUUAUGGUGCUUACUUACACGAUGGGUCUGAAUAUAACGGUUAUUACACUGAGAGGAUAUCAAGGGAGGAGUUUAUAGAUUAUCACAAGUCGCGAAUUUCAGCUUUGAUUGAGGGUGGGGUUGAUUUACUUGCAAUUGAGACAAUCCCGAGUAAAACGGAAGCGGAAAUUAUUGUUGAAUUGAUAAAAGAGUAUCCAAAUAUCAAAGCGUGGCUUUCAUUUAGUUGUCAAGCAGAGGGGGUUUAUACAGCACACGGCGAUAAUUUCAAAGACGCUGCAACCUCGUGUUAUAAAUUAAAUCCAGAUCAGAUAAUUGCGGUGGGGGUCAAUUGUAUAGCCCCCCAUGCUGUGGAGCCCCUCUUAAAGGAGAUAACUGGCAUUCCGUUGAUAGUUUAUGCAAACAGUGGGGAGAAAUAUGACCCAGAUUUAGGGUGGGAUAAUAAUUGUGAAAAAUUGGAGGAAUAUGUCCCAAUUUGGCUAAACUUGGGGGUGAAAUUUAUCGGGGGUUGUUGCCGAGUUUGCGAUAAUUACAUAACAAAAAUCGCAGAUGAGGUGAGAAAGUGGGAAGAAAAUAACUCGUAAAAAGCAUUUAUUUGAUAAUAUCUCUACAUUUAAUAAAUUUUUUGAUAAAGUUUA
This is a messenger RNA of Tribolium madens (black flour beetle), 1172 nucleotides long. Its product is annotated as homocysteine S-methyltransferase 1-like. The record is from RefSeq and is a predicted model, not a curated record. The coding region runs from base 177 to 1118 and encodes 313 amino acids. NCBI's taxonomy places the organism in Eukaryota, Metazoa, Arthropoda, Insecta, Coleoptera, Tenebrionidae. Gene Ontology annotation, biological process: S-methylmethionine cycle. The transcript has 5 exons. Gene Ontology annotation, molecular function: S-adenosylmethionine-homocysteine S-methyltransferase activity; zinc ion binding.